Komagataella phaffii GS115 is the source of this 3510-nucleotide messenger RNA. Its product is annotated as Protein kinase involved in bud growth and assembly of the septin ring. Gene Ontology annotation, cellular component: cytoplasm. Gene Ontology annotation, molecular function: tau-protein kinase activity; ATP binding; protein serine/threonine kinase activity. Lineage: Eukaryota; Fungi; Ascomycota; Pichiomycetes; Pichiales; Pichiaceae. Gene Ontology annotation, biological process: protein phosphorylation; microtubule cytoskeleton organization; intracellular signal transduction. The record is from RefSeq and is a predicted model, not a curated record. The transcript has a single exon. The coding region runs from base 1 to 3510 and encodes 1169 amino acids.
AUGACUUCUAUAUCGUUUCAUUCGAGACAACCAUCGUUGGCAUCCUCAUUUGCACCUGCCAAUGGAUUAGGUAUCCACAAUGGAACUCCACCUAUCAAGUCUCACCCUCAAUACAUCGGGCCUUGGAGACUGGGAAAGACUCUAGGUAGAGGUUCGACUGGAAGAGUUUUGCUUGCAACACAUACAUCCACCGGUCAGAAGGCUGCUGUCAAAGUGGUCAAUAAAUCAAAUCUAAAUGAAGAAUCUCGUGAGCUCAAUGAGAAAGGCUGUGACUCUGUUGGAUUACCAUAUGGGAUCGAAAGGGAGAUUAUCAUCAUGAAAUUGCUAAACCACCAAAAUGUGUUGAGACUAUACGAUGUAUGGGAGACUUCAAAGGCUUUGUAUUUGGUUUUGGAGUUUGUAGAAGGUGGAGAAUUGUUUGAUUUACUGGUCGAAAGUGGGCCAUUGUUAGAGAAAGACGCUGUUAAGUUCUUCAGACAGAUAAUUGCAGGAGCUUCGUACUGUCACGCCCUAGGAAUAUGCCAUAGAGACUUGAAACCUGAAAACUUACUACUUAAUAAAGAUCUGAGCAUUAAGAUUGCCGAUUUUGGAAUGGCCGCACUAGAAGCGAAUGGCAGGCUGUUGGAAACUUCAUGUGGUUCUCCCCAUUAUGCUUCCCCUGAAAUCGUUAGUGGUUUGAAAUACCAAGGUUCUGCCUCUGAUGUUUGGUCAUGUGGUGUCAUUCUGUUCGCACUAUUAACUGGAAGAUUACCAUUUGAUGAUGAAAAUAUUAGAAAUCUAUUACUUAAAGUUCAAAAAGGUGCUUUUGAAAUGCCUUCAAGCUUGUCUCCAGAAGCCCAAAAUCUUAUUGCUCAGAUGCUCAAAUUAGCUCCUGAGGAAAGAAUAAAGACUCAGGAUAUUCUCAAACAUCCUUUAUUAUUGAAGUAUCCGUGCACAGAGAUGGAACAACAUGCAAUGGAAAGGUUGCCCUCUCCCGAUUUGUCCAUCAAACCUGUCAGCUGCAGAGAAGAUAUUGACGACAAGAUCCUUCAGAAUCUCACGAUUCUGUGGCACGGUAGGCCAGCUGAACAAAUCAUUCAAUCUUUACUAGUUGAAAAUGAACAGAACCCAGAGAAAACUUUCUACUCUCUAUUACUACACUACAGGCAUGAUCACCAGGAUAAAGAUCUUUCACAAUCACUAUCAAUGGCCAACUCUAUCAAUAAAGUUAUUCCAUCUCCAAACAGCCAGCCAAGUUCAGCUUCUUUAAGCCGACUUAGUUCUUUGACUCCUAUGAGGAAAGCUCCCUCCAAGCCUAAUCAAUUACCACCCCUUCCUGCUCUUCCAAAGCAUGUUGCAGAGAAGAAGUCCUCUCAUUCACCCAAGGCAAACAAGCGUUCGUCUAUGAUUUCGGUUACUUCAAAGAGAUUAUCAAUGCUGUCACUCAACUCGAAAAGAUCAUCUCUUUUUUUCUCCAACACCUCAUCCACAGGCAGUAGUUCUCCUAUAAAGGGUAAGAAGGCUUCGAACUCUCCCAAUAAAAGAAAGAGUGCUAUGAAGAGAAACUCCAUCACAUCUCGCAUCAUAUCAACAUAUGCUAAGCUAGCCUCAGAACCUCAAUAUGAUUAUAUGGAAAGAUCCACAAGACGGACCUCUUCCAAUUUCGCAACUCUUUGUGAAAGAAUUUUCAGUGGAGAAGAUGUAGAUUUCAACGAGUUUUUGCAGGAAGAAGAACUAGAGCUAAAGAGCCAAAAGAAAUCCAGAAAGCGUCAAUCUCUAUUAAGUGCAAAACGACAAUCAGUAUUGGUGACCAAAGUUGAGAAUGAAAAUGGAGAGGUCUUAUCCACUGAUAUCCAAUAUCAACCAGUGAGAGCAGUAUCGAGUCCUCAAAAGAAGAGGGAUUCCUACUUGUUAAAUAAGGACGAUAUUGAGGACAUCAAGCGACGUUCAAUGUCAUUGCAAGUCAAUUCUAAGAGAUCUAAAGACAAGCAGAUCCCACCAAGACCCGUGUCGAGGCUUGAUCCUAGAUAUCAAGUAUAUGAAAACUACAAACGUACCUCUCAGGAUGCAGCUAAAGAAUUAGAAGUGCCUGAUAGUCAAGGGAAAAAAAAGGAAGAGACUGAGCCACAACAGGAUCUCAAGAAAUCCCUUCCUUCCAUUCCACAGGUUUCCCAAUCUCAGACUGCUCCAGAGUCGGAUGAUUAUCUAAAGUCUUCUGACGCUUCUUUACAUGUGGCAAACGAAUUCUUGGAUGAGAUGAGGCAGUCAAGAUUAUUGACGAGCAAAUUUGAUUUAAACUCUAUCAUAAGCAAACAGGCUACCGAGAAAAAUAAGAAUUAUAGAGAGUCUGCUGUGAUAGAUGGUGCUCAGACUAGGUUAUCUGAUAUUAAGAUCCCUCAGGUGACCAGAAAAUCAAGACACUUCUCCAAUUCGAACAAAAGAUUAAGCGUGCUUUCCGUCUAUUCUACGAAGUCCUCAUACCGUGACUUAAACGCAAAGCUACAAGAUAGACAGAACGUCACUUCAUCCACAUCUGCCUUCACCAAUAAAAGAUCUACUAGAAAUAGUUUGAUAUUCAAGGAGGAUGAUGAAAUCGACAUGAGCAUUGAUAUUUCCGCACAGAAAGCAAACAAUGACUUUGAUCAAACUUAUGGGCAAGUUGUUGAUAAAAACUUGGCAAGCACCGACAUUAACGACCGUAGAGUUGAAGAACUAGAGAAAGAGGAAGAAAGAGAUCAGAUUGGAGAAAUCAUGGACAACAAACCCAACUUACAUUAUAAGCCUAGCAAAGAUACUUUGAUUUCACAGGACUCUAAUAAAGAUUACUAUAAGAAACUAUCAUUACCAGAUAUCCCAUCGUCUCCAGUCAAGAAGGAACUAUCUUUUGAGAUCCAUGACGAUACUCAGAAAGAUAAAUCAGGUGAACAGAAGCAACGAGCAACCAGCGAGAAAGUACAACCAAUAAAGCAACACAAGGCCAAUGAUGGAUCUAUUACGAGGAAUAAGUCGGAACCCACAAGGAGAGUUUUGAAUGAUGUCUCAAAUGAUGAAACCCUAGACAUCCCUAAGCAGCGAAAGAAAUCAUCCUUCUUGAGGAAAAUUUCCUUCGGUAGCAAGCAGGUUGAAGAAUCGGGAGAGUCUCAAUCUCAACAACGAAGGAGGUUCUCUGACUGGUUCAGAUCUACAUCCAAUGGUGACACUCAGGAACUCAGCUUUAUUAAAAGUAAAUUGAAAAGGCCAGAUAUGUUCGAAGCACUGAAUUCUUUAUUAAUCGGCUGGAAACAGUAUGGAGUUAAAGACAUCACAUUGUCAAGAUAUGAUUCAAAGAUUAUAGCUGCAGUAUCCAAGCACAACUCUACGGGACUGAAGGCAUGCAGGUUCCAGAUUGUUAUAAAGGAACUCAUUGACAGAAGCAAGGGGGUGAGGUCCGAGUUGGUGAUCAAGAAAGUGAAGGGUUCUUCCAAGACUCUAAAGCAAAUCGUCUCUCAAAUUGAAAAGGUUUUGGAACAGGAAAGUGUACUAGUAAAAUAG